AUGAAUCCAUUCAAUUUGGACGGAUAUAUUUAAAGUCGUGAAAGACCCCGGAAUUUCCAGCUGUUUCAUCUGCCAACACGCAGCGAAAAAUUCGCGUAGACGACAGGAUUUCAAGAAUUUGGAGUGGCAAUUCGUAAACAUAGGUUUUAACUCUUAACCCAACUUAAACUAGCGAAAUAUUGUCAUGUCGAACAAUUUGACAUUAACUGGCUUCUUUUGGGUGAUUUUCUCCGUUCUGAGCGCGCUCGCGGCUUCUACGGGUUUUUUCCUUCCUUAUUGGAUACAGGGACAGAUAUACAACACAACAGUUUACUUAGGCGUGUUUCGUCGAUGUAAUUUCUUAGAAAAACAAGCAAACGGGCUCUCAGUCCUUGUGCGAGCCUGUGGCCGAUAUGCAAGUUUUCAAGACAUUCCUUCGGAAGCAUGGAAAGCCAGCACAGUGAUGAUAGGAAUCGGUUGUGGAUUCCUCCUUGUUGUAGCCUUCACAGCUAUAUUUUCCUGCUGUUGUAAAGACAUUCUCACGAGGACUUCGGCUCGGGUCGGAGGAGCACUGCAAGUAGUGGCUGGCUUUCUUCUGGCGAUUGGUUUUGGUAUUUACCCUUCAGGCUGGGGAAGUGUUGAAUUUAAGCAAGCUUGUGGAAAAGAAGCAAAUUUUUACAGGCUCGGCCAUUGCAAACUUAGCUGGGCUUUCUUUUUGUUCGUGGUAGGAACUGGUUCGGCUUUUAUUUGUGCUGUUUUGUCCACUCGAGCUGGGAAACAGAAAAAGCCGAUCUAUUCUAGAACGAGUAUCGAGCGAUCAGACAGUUUCAUCAUGUAGUUCGAUGAUAGGCAACUAUUUGUAGCAUCUCUCUAACGACGAAAAAAAAAAUCUGGAUGAACACCUGACUGCAUUUUAAGUCAAUGACGUGGGUAUUAUGCUCAGAAGGCGAGCAUUUUCGUGAAUAUAGCUUAUCUUACCCAAGGAAGUCCAGAAAUUCCCGAAGACGUUCCGAUUAUAUUACGAAGAUGUACCGAAGAGUAGAAGGAAAUGCAGUGUCUUCCACAUGUGAAGGUUCAGUUUUAUGUAAGAUUAGUUGCCUAGACGGUAGUUCUCUCCUAUUGAUUCGAGUGUAUACAACACCUUUCAUUUUAUCAGAAGAGUGACUCAGUGACUGUCAUAAUGACAAGCUGCCUUAUUGAACCAAUUGUAGAUUCACCAUUAAACAAGUGGUUUUUCCAAGCGUA
Pocillopora damicornis (cauliflower coral) is the source of this 1224-nucleotide messenger RNA. RefSeq names its product LHFPL tetraspan subfamily member 6 protein. Lineage: Eukaryota; Metazoa; Cnidaria; Anthozoa; Scleractinia; Pocilloporidae. Gene Ontology annotation, cellular component: membrane. The record is from RefSeq and is a predicted model, not a curated record.